Messenger RNA from Drosophila ficusphila, 1052 nucleotides. RefSeq lists its product as uncharacterized. NCBI's taxonomy places the organism in Eukaryota, Metazoa, Arthropoda, Insecta, Diptera, Drosophilidae. Bases 5 to 880 code for a protein of 291 amino acids. The transcript has a single exon. The record is from RefSeq and is a predicted model, not a curated record.
UACAAUGGUCGCAUUUACGAAGUUUUCGCUAGUUUUCCUAGUGGUUUUGGCCUUCUGCCUGACUGAAGUUUUCGCUCAACAUCCAACUCGUCAGGAGGCGGAGGAGAACAUGUCCAAGUUCAUGAGUACUCUCCGCCAGGAGCAGUUGGGUGCCGACUCUCCUCGAUUCAACGAUGUUUUGGGAAACGCCAGGACCAUAAUUCAGUAUCAGGACCAUGGAUUCAUUGGAGUUCGCAGUAUUUUCCAGUGGAUGACCAGCCCGAAUCCUCGCAACGAUGGCGUCUAUAACUUCCUCCAGUUCUACACCUCGGAAUCGAGUGGAUAUAUUGGACUGCAGAACUACGAAAAGAGCUCCAAGUACACGGUUCUGUUUUCCGUUUGGGAUGCCUCGGGUGCGGUUCCAGGUGAUAAUUUCGAGUGCAGCACCUUUGGAGGCGAGGGCAUCGGCUACAAGUGCUUCAAUGGUACUUUUCCGCUGAUCAGCAAUGCCAUAUACUUCCUGGAUGUGCAGAUCGAGGGUUCUAAGUUCAGGGGUUAUAUUUCUGAGCCCCAGGAGAAUCUGGAUAGUGUAACCAGUGACCAGGUGACCCGUCAUCUAAUUGGAGAAAUCACCACACCUCAUAAAGAGCUGACCAACCUUAUACCCUUCGGUUACUACAAUGAGAACUAUCGGGAUAAGGAUAGAUGCAGCGAAGCCUUUGAACUUGUCACCGUCAAUCAGGCUCCUCAUCAGUAUACUCUGCAUGGUCAUGCAAACACUAAGUUUACCGAGGCUUACCUCUAUAAUUCGGAGUGUGAGGUGGAAAACAUUUUGGUGGCCCUCACGGCGGACAAAAAGAGCACUAUAUACUUCACCAGACCUACUUCUUUGGAUCUGUAAAAUACAAAAUACACCAAGAAUUAAUAAUGUACUAAAAACAGUUAAUGAAUUCGGAGUACUUAUUGGUUUGUAUUGAUUUUUUUAUUACAUGUAACAUUGAAUACAUUUAAGCAAGAAUAGAGUGUUAAAUUCGAAAUUAAAAAUAAAUAUUUAUUAAAAUACUUGAAACAUA